Messenger RNA from Talpa occidentalis (Iberian mole), 2231 nucleotides. It is a transcript of the gene GRK5, whose product is annotated as G protein-coupled receptor kinase 5. Gene Ontology annotation, cellular component: cytoplasm. Gene Ontology annotation, molecular function: G protein-coupled receptor kinase activity; ATP binding. NCBI's taxonomy places the organism in Eukaryota, Metazoa, Chordata, Mammalia, Eulipotyphla, Talpidae. The coding region runs from base 121 to 1893 and encodes 590 amino acids. The transcript is spliced from 16 exons. The record is from RefSeq and is a predicted model, not a curated record. Gene Ontology annotation, biological process: signal transduction; regulation of signal transduction; protein phosphorylation.
UCCUGCGGUAGCGCCGCCCGCUCUGCCCGCCCGCCCGCCCGCCCGCGCCGCCAGCAGCGCCUCCGCGAGCGCCCCGGGCUGACAGCCCCGCCGGCCGCCCGCGCUGCCCGCCGGCUGUCAAUGGAGCUGGAAAACAUCGUGGCCAACACGGUCUUGCUGAAAGCCAGGGAAGGGGGCGGAGGGAAGCGCAAAGGCAAAAGCAAGAAGUGGAAGGAAAUCCUGAAGUUCCCACACAUUAGCCAGUGUGAAGACCUCCGAAGGACCAUCGACAGAGAUUACUGCAGUUUAUGUGACAAACAGCCUAUUGGGAGGCUGCUUUUCCGGCAGUUCUGCGAAACCAGACGUGGGCUGGAGCGUUAUAUUCAGUUCCUGGACUCAGUGGCAGAAUAUGAAGUUACUCCAGAUGAAAAGCUGGGAGAGAAAGGGAAGGAAAUUAUGACCAAGUACCUCACCCCAAAGUCCCCAGUGUUCAUCACCCAAGUCGGCCAGGACCUCGUCUCCCAGACGGAAGAGAAGCUCCUGCAGACGCCCUGCAAAGAACUCUUUGCUGCCUGUGCACAGUCUGUCCACGACUACCUGAGGGGGGAGCCCUUCCACGAAUACCUGGACAGCAUGUACUUCGACCGCUUUCUCCAGUGGAAGUGGCUGGAGAGGCAACCAGUAACCAAAAACACUUUCAGGCAGUACCGAGUACUAGGAAAAGGGGGAUUUGGGGAGGUGUGUGCCUGCCAGGUUCGGGCCACCGGGAAAAUGUACGCCUGCAAGCGCCUGGAGAAGAAGAGGAUCAAGAAGAGGAAAGGCGAGUCCAUGGCGCUCAAUGAGAAGCAGAUCCUAGAGAAGGUCAGCAGUCGGUUUGUGGUCAACCUGGCCUAUGCCUACGAGACCAAGGACGCGCUGUGCUUGGUGCUGACCAUCAUGAACGGGGGCGACCUGAAGUUCCACAUCUACAACAUGGGCAACCCCGGCUUCGAGGAGGAGCGAGCCCGGUUCUACGCGGCCGAGAUCCUGUGCGGCCUGGAAGACCUCCACCGCGAGCACACGGUCUACAGAGACUUGAAACCCGAAAACAUCCUGUUGGAUGACUACGGCCACAUUAGGAUCUCGGACCUGGGCCUGGCCGUGAAGAUCCCUGAGGGAGAUCUGAUCCGCGGCCGGGUGGGCACCGUCGGCUACAUGGCUCCGGAGGUCCUGAACAACCAGAGGUACGGCCUGAGCCCUGACUACUGGGGUCUGGGCUGCCUCAUCUACGAGAUGAUCGAGGGCCAGUCGCCGUUCCGCGGCCGCAAAGAGAAGGUGAAGCGGGAGGAGGUGGAUCGCCGGGUCCUGGAGACGGAGGAGGCGUACUCCCCCAAGUUCUCCGAGGAGGCCAAGUCCAUCUGCAAAAUGCUGCUCACCAAAGACGCGAAGCAGAGGCUGGGCUGCCAGGAGGAGGGGGCCGCGGAGGUCAAGAGACACCCCUUCUUCAGGAAUAUGAACUUCAAGCGCUUGGAAGCCGGGAUGAUGGACCCGCCCUUCGUUCCAGAUCCCCGGGCCGUGUACUGCAAGGACGUGCUGGACAUAGAGCAGUUCUCCACCGUCAAGGGCGUCAACCUGGACCACACCGACGACGACUUCUACUCCAAGUUCUCCACGGGCUCCGUGCCCAUCCCCUGGCAAAGCGAGAUGAUAGAGACAGAAUGCUUCAAGGAGCUGAACAUGUUUGGACCCAACGGUACCCUCUCGCCGGACCUGAACAGAAGUCACCCGCCGGAACCGCCGAAGAAAGGGCUGCUGCAGAGACUCUUCAAGCGUCAGCAUCAGAACAACUCCAAAAGUUCGCCCAAUUCCAAGACCAAUUUUAACCACCACAUCAAUUCAAACCAUGUCAAUUCAAACUCCACCGGAAGCAGCUAGUUUCAGCUCUGGCCUGGACGUCCACGGCAGGAGCAGCCCAGGCCCGUCCCCGGGCGGCGGAAGGUGACCAGGGGCUCGGCAGGAGGACGAGUCCCCCGGGGGGGCCGGGAAGGAGGCGCCCCCCCCCCCACCCACAUCGGGCCUCGGGUUUCUCAAAGAGAUUUCCACUCAGGUCAGUUUUCAGAGGCGGCCGUCAAGCCAGGUGGACCGGAUUUGUCUCUGCGGAACCUUGCAAUAGAAAUCCAGUCGGAUACGACAACUUGCACGUAUUUUCAUAGCGUCCUAACUAGAACUGAAUUUUGUCUUUAUUAUUUUUAAAGAAAAGUUUUGUAAAUUUC